GGAUUACCGCACAUCCCUUGCGACAAGACAAGACGUUCGUCUGGGAGCCCACUUUCAGUUUCUAUAAGUCGGCCGAACAGCAAACACGCAUAGCGUUUACGCAACUUACCGCGCCCGCAUGCGUCUGGCUGGCACACUUACAAAAAAAAUACAAAUUACAAAUUUCGAACGCAGAUAAAAUAAUUUUCCUUAUCUGCGUGAAUUGUGUGUCAAAUUUUGCGCGCCAUUUUAAAUUUUGUUGUUUGCGCGGGAUAGUUUUCGUGUUAUUUAUUUAUUGUUGAAUUAAAAUAAAUAAAUGAAACAAGUAAUGUGUGAGACAUUGAAGUGUUAUGUUAUUGUGAGAGGCUGUGAUGUGUUUGUUUCGUGAAGUGGACAGCAAAAAGACACCAUCUGUCGAAAAGGUGGAGGGCGACGCGAGUGCGAGGAGGCGGCAGGGUGCGCGUGCGGCGGCCAGCGCGCUCCGCCCGUGCCUCCCGCGCCGCCGACGCAUCACCCCUUGCACGCGCUCGAACAAAUGCCGCCGCCCUUACUCAGAUCGAAUCCCCUGUAUACAGAAGAAGAAGAGCAAGAGGUAGUAAUAAUCGUGGACUCACUGGACGAGGUGCCCGAGGUUGAAGCCGUGGAGCCUCCUCGGACGCCUCGCCGGGCACCCUCCACGUCCUCAGGCUACGGCAGCGGCGGAGGCAGCCACGGACGGGUGUCCCCCAACUUACCAAAGAGCGAGCAGUUCGAGCCGCCAGCCCGCCGGCUGUCUGACUCGGACAAGAACGAUGGAUCUCACAACACUUCGGACUCCGAUAGUCCGGUCUGCACGCUUAGCAGGAGUUUGAAGGAAGAUAUCAGGUCCUGUUUGGGAGUUUGCAGAUGGGAGAAAGACGUGAACGAUGUAGUGGAGGCAGCCGUAAGGGGUGCUGGGGGCAUCAGUGCAGCCCGAGCGAGGCUACACGCGGCCCUGCUAGCUUUACAUGAGCCUCUCCCACGGCUGCCAAACAGGGGCCCCUCGCUGCCUUACUGCGGCCCUGGCGUGAGGCCUGGAGACGUCACAAUGAUGCCUAAGAAUACUGAGAUGUCGUUACUGGCCGCCAGCGCUCUGUUCACCCUCGACGGCGCCCGAGGCGAAGCCCUAUCUCGUCGCCUAGCCCGCAGCGAACGACGACGGCGUCGCUGCAGAGCAGCCCUGGCCAUCAUAGCGCUCCUCCUACUCUUGGCGGCAGUGGGGGCCGUGGAACUCCUCAUGUCUAGAGGACAGAGGGUAUUUGGAGCUGUACUACGUUGAACAAUGCAAGUGAUUGGAGGAAUCACGGUAGGCUCUAUAGUAGAAGUAUUUUUGAUAUACAUACAACGGAUUAUUUAAAAACUUUCUAUUUUAAUAUGGUCUUUAUACUAAAAUUGGCUGUAAUAUAAUACUUACCUUGUUUCAACUUCUAAUUGUCAUUAUUUCGUAGCAUCUCAAGGAUAGUCUCCUGGCUACUUAUCAUGGUAAAAUUCUGAAUUCAGAAGACCUUAUACAAACCCACAAACUAUCUCUUUUCUAGGUGUUUAGUGAUUCCAAUGAUGUUUUAUAUAGUGUAUCUUAUGAAAUACACAUCUAAAAUUCCUAUUAGGUUGUUGGCAUCCACUAUUUAAGACUAACUUGUAUAGAAUGCUGAUAAUAUGCAGUUUUGCAUUCACGGAACAGGGAUAGAUUUAUGAGAAGACAGAAUAAAUAAGUAUGUAGUAUUUUGUGUCUCCCUCUUUAGAUAAAAUUAUAUUAACCAUUAUAAAAUUAUUCAAAUUCGUAAUUUUAUUCAUAUGUAUUUAGUGUGUAAAAUGUAUAGUUAGCGUAAUAUAUUUUAAGCAAACGAUUUGGAUUCCACUAUCGAAAAUAUUUUAUAAUAGAAACACGUAAGUAUGUUAAUCUUAAGUAGUUAAUUUUGUAAAUAGUUUUUAUUUCGUUAAUACAUAGUAAAAGAAUAAGUUUAUUGGAAGUGCCUUCCUAUCUAGUUUUAAGUAAAAUCGAGCUUACAAUAUGUACGAAUUUAGAUAUAUUCAUCUAUUUGAAUCUUAUAAAAUUCCUUUUACAAGUGAGAUUGAUUUAGCCGAUUGACCUAAAAUUAACAAAGCCCCUAUUUUUCUUCUUCCUUUUAACUCAAGGAUUCAAGAGAAAGUGGGGUAAAGUGAUUUUGAAAUUAUUAUGGAACUCGGCUUGUCAAAAUCCAAAUUACAAUAAGUAAGUAUUGCUUCCUUAUCGAAAACAACAUUAUUUUAUAAGUAUCUAGUUAGUUCUUGUUUAAUAUAGUCGAACAAAGAUUCUUCGACAUUUUGUAGAUAGAAAACUAAACAGACAAAAUACGUAUAUUACAUAGGUAUAUUACAUACCUACGUAAACGUAUUUUUAAUUAUGAUUCAAUGCUACUGUAUUUUAUCUCAGAAAUAUUAUUUAGUACUCUCUCACAGUAAAUGUCAUUUAUCAUUUAUUUUACUUAGAUUAAAUGUAUAGAAAUUCUUUGAUAGUGGGAUACAAUCUAAUUGAACAUACAUAUUAUGCAAUUAUACCUUAAGUUUCUAUUAUAAUGUUUGAAAUGUCUGCAGCAUAUCUAAAUAUUAUUGUAGUAAAUAAUUAGCAAUUAUCAUAUGCAAUUAUAAUUUGCGUUUGUGGUUUUCCUAGAAAUUUUGUUUACCUUUUUUUAUCGAUAUUGAUUUAGAAGAAAUUUCCGUGUUCUCAAAUUAUUUAAUGCAAAUAAUUGUUAAAUGAAAAAUAUGUAGCCGAGUUAUUUAAUAUUUAAAAUAAUAUUGAGUAGAAUUGGUGUUUUUUCUUUAGGUGCCAUAAAACACUAAGACAACGAAAAUCUCCGUUAUUCUAUUUAUUGAAUAUAAUUCCGGCACUUUUACACAGUAAGCCACAUAUUUCGUUUUUAAAAUACCUUACAAUCAAUUUUAAAACUCGCAUUGAGCCACCCUGAUCACGCAACGAUAUCUUAGAACAAUAUUUUUUAAAUAUUGAACCUAAGUUUAGCGAGGAAACCGUCGCAAUUAGGUUCUUGGUCAACGAAUUUAGCGCAAAGUGUAGGCCCAAAUAAACCGACAACAUAAACGUCUGAUUUUCUUAAAACAUCUGUUUACUUUAAAACUUUGAACAUUGUUUUAAGAAAUUCAGACUUCAUGAUUUCGGUCCUGGGCUUUUUUCUCUACUAAAUGAUGGUGCAUUUCCAUUUAUCAUUGUAAUGCCAUGUAAAUACUUAUUCGGUGGCUUUUCUAGUAUUGAUAUAUUGUGAUCGGAAUAAAUGUGAUUAUUGUACCUUUAAGUAUAUUAUCUAAGUUUGUGACUAUACUUAGAUUUGUAAUAAUAUUUUUAAGGUUUUUGAGCUGCACAAAGUGCGAUUAAAUUUUUUCAGCAGGUAUAUAAACAAAAUAAAAGUUUUCAAUUUCUUUGGUGUUUUAUUUAAAAUAAAAAGUUUUCACCUAUAGUUUUACCUUAUAUACAACAAUAUUAGUUGAAGCGAAGUAGAAUUAAAAUUACGUAGUUUGUAUAUCAAUUUGACUACUUACAAAUUACACCCCAAUUUACGUAAUUAACCUUAAGUGCAAAAUAUAGUUUAACAAGUGAAAAUACAAGUCUUU
Messenger RNA from Helicoverpa armigera (cotton bollworm), 3600 nucleotides. RefSeq lists its product as uncharacterized. The record is from RefSeq and is a predicted model, not a curated record. The transcript has 6 exons. Lineage: Eukaryota; Metazoa; Arthropoda; Insecta; Lepidoptera; Noctuidae. Bases 515 to 1276 code for a protein of 253 amino acids.